Molecule: messenger RNA, 1335 nt
Organism: Closterium sp. NIES-65
Lineage: Eukaryota; Viridiplantae; Streptophyta; Zygnematophyceae; Desmidiales; Closteriaceae
Source: the annotation of a GenBank genome assembly
AUGAAGAAACCUGGAUUCACCAACCUAACUGCCCUGACCACCCUUUACGUUGGCUGCCCCAUGAACCAUCUGCGCCUCUCCAUCCUGCUUCACCUCCCACGACUCGCUCACCUGUCCACCUCCGCCCCUCUCCAGACUGAUCUGUUGGCUGAUGCUGCAAGCGUGACACUGCGGGCUUGCCUGAAGUCAUUCAGCUUUUUCAAUCUGUGUCCUGUAUUGGACAGCAUCUUCUCGUUAACAUCGCCAUUUACUGGGCUAGAGGAGCUGCUGAUCAGCUUCUGCAAUGGGCCGGAGAGCCUUCCACACCACAUUGGAGACCUGCCAGCAGGGUUCUGCCGCCUCACAGCUCUCAAGGCGCUCUCCUUCUCAAGAUUGCAGCAUCUCGUCUUGCCCGAGGACGUUGGGGCUCUUGGACAUCUUGAGGCUCUCAAGUUGCAUGACUUCCAGGACCUGCCCCUUCCGGCUUCCUUCACCGAGUUAUCUUCCUUGACGAGCCUUGAGCUGAAUCGAUGCGGUGGUAUCCAUCUUCCGGAAGCUUUGGGAGAGCUGAGCAGCCUACUGGAGCUGAAGUUUGUUGAUCUUUCAAUCAGCACGCUUCCUAGCUCGCUGACAUGGCUUACAAGACUUGAGGCAUUGGAGGUCAGAGGGUGCAGCUGGCUCUCAGAAGUACCCUCAAGGCUGGAUACGCUCGUGAAGCUCAAGAGGCUCGAAAUGUUGGCAUGUCCGCAGCUGAGUGAACCCUGUGCUGGUUUGCCCCCCUCUCUUGAGAGCCUCAGCUUGGGGCCCUUCAAGGAAGGCUCUUUUCAUGUGGUGGACAUCUCGCACUUGACGCAGCUGAGGGUGCUGAAGCUCAACCGCAUUGGGGUGCAAUGCGGGCCUGCAGUGAGCAGCAGAGUUUUGUGUCUGCAGCAGCUGGAGCAGCUGGAGAUGCAUGUGGAAAGCGGCAAUCAGCAGCUUCCAGUCCCCCUCACCUUUCUCCCUCGCCUGCGCAGCUUGCUCAUAGAUGCACCAGGUGUAUGCAGUCUCCCGGAAAACAUGGGGGCAGCGUUGUCGCAGCUGCGACAGCUGCAGCUUCUGUCAUGGUCACAGGAGGAGCUGCCAGGCAGCAUAGUCGGGAUCAGAAAGCUGACGUCGCUUAAGCUUCGUGCACCUCGGCUGGUGGCGCUACCUCAGGGCAUGAGCUGCUUGGCUCGGCUGCGAAAAUUGGAGCUGGUUGACUGCGACACCUUGCAGCACCUCCCUGAAUGCCUCACCCAGCUGCACCACCUCAUACUGUGGCACACCCCCAUCCGCUCCCUCCCUGCGAAUCUCGUGCAGCUAGCUGAACAGCCUUGA